AUGAAACGGGGUUCUAUUAGAGGAUUACUAGGUAAAAACAGAUUCAGUCGCAGCUUCUCACAUUCUAGCGUAAAUGUGAUAGAAUCGGUUCCCAAAUUUCCACCAAAUUCCACAAUAUUCUCCUUGAUUCAACCAACAGGAAAGAUCCAUCUUGGUAACUAUUUGGGUGCCAUUCGUAAUUGGAAAGAUUUAUCUGAAUCACAGAGUCCUGGAACGAAGUACAUUUUUGGUAUAGCAGACUUGCAUGCGAUCACGGUACCGCAAAAUCCUGCCAAGUUAAAAGAAAACAGAUAUGAGGCCAUCGCAAGCCUACUCUCAGCAGGGAUUGAUCCAGAUGCUUGUAUUUUGUAUCACCAAUCAUCUGUGCCGGAACAUACCGAGUUGAACUGGAUAUUGACCUGUAUAACCAGUAUGGGAAGCUUAAACAGAAUGACUCAGUGGAAACUGAAAUCACAGCAAAUCGAGACAAGCACAAUUUUUGACGAAGAUGUCCUUGGGAAGACAAAAGCUGGUUUAUUGUGUUAUCCGGUGUUACAAGCGGCUGAUAUUCUUAUAUUCAAGUCAACGCACGUUCCGGUAGGAGAUGAUCAAUCGCAGCACUUAGAGUUAUGUCGUAAUAUUGCAUCUACAUUUAAUCACACCUUCAAAACAAACUACUUUCCCCUUCCCAGCACUCUAUUGACUCCGGCAAAAAAGAUGCUCUCGCUUAGAAACCCCACCAAAAAGAUGUCUAAGUCUGAUGCGGACCAGAAUUCGUGUAUCUAUGUCACAGAAUCACCAGAUGCUAUCGCCAAAAAGAUCAAAAAAGCCACCACUGAUUCAAUACAGGGUAAAAUAUAUUAUGAUCCGGAAAAUAGACCCGGCAUAUCCAAUUUGAUUAACAUUAUCUCCGGGCUCUCUAGAAAAUCUGUCGUAGACACCGUCGAAGACUUACUGUGGGUCAAAGACCACAAACAAUUGAAAGAUCACGUCACCGAGCUCAUUGUUGAGGAAUUUACUGAUAAAAGACAUUUAUUCAAUGAGCUUAUGACUGACUUCUCCUAUCUUGAUCUGAUCUGUAAAGUUGGUACUACAAAAGCUAGAGAAAUUACCCUGGUCAAUAUUCAAGAGAUCAAAAAAAUUGUAGGUUUGGACUAG
Molecule: messenger RNA, 1137 nt
Organism: Debaryomyces hansenii CBS767
Lineage: Eukaryota; Fungi; Ascomycota; Pichiomycetes; Serinales; Debaryomycetaceae
Gene: MSW1
Product: tryptophan--tRNA ligase
Exons: 1
Coding region: 1-1137 (378 amino acids)
Biological process (GO): mitochondrial tryptophanyl-tRNA aminoacylation
Cellular component (GO): mitochondrial matrix; mitochondrion
Molecular function (GO): tryptophan-tRNA ligase activity; ATP binding
Source: RefSeq, a predicted model, not a curated record